AUGACUCUUUUCAUUUAUGUCCUACUUUUGUCUAUUUGGACAAGUACUUGUUUCAAUACAAGCCAAAGUAAUGUAUCUUCUACUGUAGGAGCUACACAACUUCAAUCAAUGGAAACAAAAAUGGACGGUUUUAGGAAACGUCUACUUGUUAUUAUUACUGGUGUUAUGAUCAUAGCCUUUAUCUUUACCUGUUUUUGUUUUCUCCAUCAUAACUGUAUGAGCGACGAUGUCCCCAAAGGAAACAUGAUCAAGAAAGAAGGGAUAGUAGCCAAAUCAUCCAAAUUAUCACCCAGUGAAUCAAAGACAGCGAGUCCAUGCAGUCCAGAAAAACAAUCCAUGCUAUCCUGUAGAGACAAGUUAUCUCAGCCAUCAAGUCCAGCAAAAUCAUCCAUACCAUCCAGUGCAGAAAAAUUACUCAGGCCAUCGAGUCCACAAAAGUCAUCCAUACCAUCCAGUACAGAAAUGUUACUCAGGGCAUCAAGUCCAGAAAAGUCAUCUAUACCAUCCAGUGCAGGGAAGUUACUCAGGUUAUCAAGUCCAGAAAAGUCAUCCAGACCAUCCAUUGGGAAGUCAUCUAGACCAUCCAUUGGGAAGUCAUCCAGGCCAACAAGUCUAGAAGAAGUAUUCAGGUCAUCCUACCUAGAAAAGUUACCUAGGACAUCCAGUAUAGAAAAGACAUAUAAGCUAACUCAUACCCGUAAGCAAGUCAGUCGAAUCUAUUUAUCCUAUUCAGAUAAGCCAGUCAGGCCACGUUGUCCACCCUGCCCACAAAAUCAAAUCUGGCCACCCGAGUCAUCCAGUCUACCCAAACUAGCCAAGCCACCCAGACAUCCUAAUCCAAAAAGGUCAGGUAGUAGAGAUAAGACAGACAUGUUAUCUAGGCCUCUACUCCCCAAGACUUGUCGAUGCUACAAGGAAAGAUGCCUUGUUUGCAAAACUUCUGAGCCUUUGCUCAAUGAAAUUUCUGAGGCAAAGAACAACAUUGCUCAAACCCUACCAUUUUCAAGUGAAGUGAAGUAUUUAUCCCAGUCCUUUCAUAAGGUAGAUUCCAUGGACAAUGCACUAUGUAAUGAUGUGAGUGACAUUGAUAUGAUGACACAUGACAGUGAUGAUGACAGUGAUAGGGAGAUAACCAUCAUUUGUAACAUAAAGCACAAUGAACUUCUCCCUAUGCCCACUCGAAAUAAGUAA
This is a messenger RNA of Trichechus manatus latirostris (Florida manatee), 1191 nucleotides long. RefSeq names its product chromosome unknown CXorf66 homolog (gene CUNHXorf66). The record is from RefSeq and is a predicted model, not a curated record. Bases 1 to 1191 code for a protein of 396 amino acids. Lineage: Eukaryota; Metazoa; Chordata; Mammalia; Sirenia; Trichechidae. The transcript is spliced from 3 exons.